Molecule: messenger RNA, 1334 nt
Organism: Brassica napus (rape)
Lineage: Eukaryota; Viridiplantae; Streptophyta; Magnoliopsida; Brassicales; Brassicaceae
Exons: 3
Coding region: 491-991 (166 amino acids)
Source: RefSeq, a predicted model, not a curated record
CAGUGAGCAGCCCCUCUAUAUACAAUAUUGAUUAGGCAAAGUAGAUUUAGUUGUCACUUGUCAGUCUGGCGGUGACUGGGGACAAACAAGAAUAAUAUAAAUAAUCAUAACACGAAAGAAAAGUUUACAAAAUUCGAUUCCGUGAAUUAGUGGCAAACACAACGCUUUCCUUGCUUUAAUAAUCAUCAUACUGAAACAAGAAACUUUAUCAUUCAUAUGAUAAAGCCGAAAAUUGACAUAAAUAUUUAUAUUCCCUCAAAAAUUUCUUAGAUCAGAAAUAAACAAAAAAAAUAUGUUCAUGAGGUUAACUGUCUAAGACCACCAUUAUCGGGCGAUCCUUAGCAGGGUUUUUAGGUUAAUGAGUGAUUUAUUUAAAUAAAAAAAAAAUUAAAGCCUUGUAACCAUCACGUGUUUUUAGGUUAAUGAGUGAUUUACAAAGGUUAUACAAUCACGUGUCAUCAUUGAGGGAAGACGAAAACGUUGAUGACCGAUGGCGUUCUACAGAUCUCUACGAAAGCUAGCUGAAACCAAUCCCCUUAAAAAGGCCAGAUUAUUUUUCCAGCUUCCGGCGGUGGAGCGGUUUCUCCGAUCGCAUCGUCGUUUCCGCCGCGCCGCUCCCACAUUACAUGCACAGAUUGCCUCCCCUUUCCUAAUGGUUCGUCCCUCUCCACGGACCUCUAUUCCUCUCUUCUCCACCCUGGAAACUGCUCCAGUCCGCGACGCCUCUUCACUGGCGAGGAAACGGCGCGUCUUGAGGAAGGUCAAGGCUCUGAGCGUUAGAUUGAUUUGUGGUGAUGAUGGUAGAGUUCGAGGAUGGAAAUGGAGAGACUUUGCCUAUUCUACAGAGAACCAUGUCAAGCCAUUGCUUGAAUUGACUAAUCCACAACACAAAGACUUUUGUUUUUCUAUGGAGUGCCUUUGGCUCACACCCUUUGAGCUCUCGACUGAAGCUCCUCCUCCUGUAUCAUCGUCAAGCAACCAGUACUUGUGACUCUCAUUGAGGUAUGUUUAACUCUGGGAACUCACAUCUUCCGCGAGGUAGCCUUGCUGGGCUCGAGCCGAUGAGUUUCAUUACCUUGGCAACACCUCGUCUAGGAGUGAGAGGUAGAAAGCAGGUUCUAUCCAUUUCCUGUUAUAAUAAUUGGAACUCAUCAAUUGUUUAGUAUGAUGUUAAAACAGUAGUUCUUUGGUCCCUCCCAUUUUGGAAUUAUGAGACUGAUCAUAGAAGAAAUUGUAGUGUCCACUCUAGCUCAACCCCAUAGCAAUUUCUGAGUAAAAAGAAAACAAAAUUUUCUUUGAGGUUAUGAUCUCGCUAAAAGAAAAUCAAAAUGAAA